AUGAAUUACAUUAAUGAUGAGCUUGUAGUUAAAAAUCAUACCGACUUUAUUCUACCAACAACAAAUAAAUGCCUGCUAAGAGUUCCAAAAAUAUUAGAAACAGUUAUUAAAUUCAAGAAUCGUAAAGUAUCAUCAGGAACAUUUGAAGAUCUACCUGAAGCUUCACCGAAUAGUAAAGUACUUCAGAGUACUUUUCGAACUAAUAUAAUUUCACCUGAAGCUUUACCGAUUCAAAGGAGUGCUCGGACUAAUAUAAUUCCACCUGAAGCUUUGACAAAUGAUAAAGUACUGCAGACUAAUAUAAUUCCACCUGAAGCUUUAACAAAUAGUAGAGUGCUUCGAAGCUCUUCUCAGACUAAUCUAACACGUGCCGAUGUAAAUUAG
Messenger RNA from Dentiscutata erythropus, 384 nucleotides. NCBI's taxonomy places the organism in Eukaryota, Fungi, Glomeromycota, Glomeromycetes, Diversisporales, Gigasporaceae. The record is from the annotation of a GenBank genome assembly.